Messenger RNA from Limulus polyphemus (Atlantic horseshoe crab), 569 nucleotides. RefSeq lists its product as uncharacterized. Bases 75 to 569 code for a protein of 164 amino acids. The record is from RefSeq and is a predicted model, not a curated record. NCBI's taxonomy places the organism in Eukaryota, Metazoa, Arthropoda, Merostomata, Xiphosura, Limulidae. The transcript has 2 exons.
UUCAGAGAAUGUGAGAUGACUACUAAACUGCCUUCAGUGGUACAUGAACACUUCCUACUGAUAGAUCUGGUCACAUGAAGGCAAAGUGUAAAUAUUGUGAGUGGACUAUUUCUACUUCAGGAAAAACCACUCAUAACUUGCCGACACAUGUGAAGCAUAAUCAAGGGACAGAGCUACGGAAGUCUACACCUGGCUCUGGUAUUUCUGUCCAGAUGCAGCAGCCUGCAAUAACAGCUACACAUCCUCGUCAGAAGCACAUCACUAACAAACACGUCAAUUUUAUUGCCAGUACACUGCAAUCCUCCUCAGUGGUGAAGUUAAAAGAUUUUCAAGAUCUAAUGGCAACCAUGGAUUUUCGAUAUGUUCUUCCUAGUCGCAAGCAUCUGUCUACAAUGUUGAUCAAGAGUAGGUUUGAUGAAGUCCAACAAAAAGUCAUCUUUCUACUGCAAUGUCACCCAACAUCAAUGUCACUGGAUAUCUGGAGUAGCAGACAAAUGCACAGCUUUCUUGGAGUCACUGGUCAUUUUAUACUUGACUGGAAAAUGGAAACAGUCAUCUGGCUGACAUGA